UUUUUUUACUCCAUCUCCUUCCAGAGGAGAAAGCCAGCAAAAGAGGAUCCUUCACAAGAAUAGCAGUAAGGGUAGCAGUAACAAGAUGUUGCGAUUUUCAGUGUUCCUGUUCCUUGCUGUCUUAAUGCCUAGCACUGGAAAGAGACAAACAUGUUUGAGAGGGGCUGGUCACAAGCCAAUGCCUACCAGAGAGAAAUACUUGCAGGAAUGUACCAUAUAUGCCAAAUCCGCCUGUUGCUAUGCAGACAUUACCAAAGAACUGGCUCAUUCACCAGUUGUUAAAAUACAUACUACCUUCUGGAACAGAUGUGGAAAUCUUAGCUCAAUGUGUGAAGCUUACAUGAAGAAAAUAGAGUGUUUUUAUAGGUGUUCACCAUAUGCAGUUAAGUGGGCUAAUCCCAAACGUGCAGCUGCUAUUUCUUCGGUUCCCAUAUGCGAAAGAUUCUGUGAUGACUGGUAUGAAGCUUGUAAAAGUGAUCAAACUUGUGUCAGCAAUUGGUUGACUGAUUGGGAAACUGAUGAAAAAGGAGAAAAUCACUGUAAGAAUGAAUGCAUCCCAAUCAGUGAGAUGUAUGCCAGUGGAACUGACAUGUGUGAGAAAAUGUGGGGUGAUUCACUGAAGGUAAGUCACUCCUCCUGCCUCUGCCUCAACAUGGAUGAAACGGAUCCCGAGGCAAUCAUGCUCAUUCAGGGUAGAGCCUGCAGCAGCAGCAGCAGCAGCAGCAGCAGCAGCAGCAGCAGCCGUAGUAGCAGCAUCAACGAUGAUGAAGAAAGAUUCUGUCGGUACAGGUUGCAAAAGAGAAGAGAGCUUCAGGAUUAGGAUAAAGACCUGGAAAAAUAGUGAGCAUUCCAGUUUGGUGACGUAUGAAUUGUAUGAGUCUUCAUCUGACAAAUAUCCUACCUGAAGACCACCAGAAAUCAGGCAUUAUGUGGUUUCAGCAUACGUUUGCUCAGCAGAUUGCUGAUUUCCGAUUUUCUACUAACAAUCAAUCAAUAAAUAAUGACCAAACAUCCAACACUUCAUCACUGGUCACUUUUAUACUGAUGUUAUUGCUUAAAUCUGUCCAUAAAUU
Molecule: messenger RNA, 1073 nt
Organism: Crotalus tigris (Tiger rattlesnake)
Lineage: Eukaryota; Metazoa; Chordata; Lepidosauria; Squamata; Viperidae
Product: riboflavin-binding protein-like
Exons: 7
Coding region: 86-820 (244 amino acids)
Cellular component (GO): external side of plasma membrane
Molecular function (GO): riboflavin binding; signaling receptor activity; riboflavin transmembrane transporter activity
Source: RefSeq, a predicted model, not a curated record